CCGUAGCCACGUAUAUUGGUUCUCGUUGCCCUACCUUCGUUUGUUUUUAAUUAUGAACUUUUUAUGAGACUCUAGUUUAUGUUUGUGUAUUAGUCAACUGCGGAACGGUUUUAUGUAUUUUCGGAGACUGAAUUGAUGAUGUUAUUGUGAAGUGACUGUAGCUGUGACUUAAAUUUUGGUGAUUGUUUGUAUCUACAAGAUGAUGAUGGAUCAGGCUCACUUCGGGGAGUAUUUGUUGAGGCAGCAAAUGUUGCACGCUGCGUCCCUCAGCGGCUUGCAACACCGCGUGGGUGCGGAUGCCGAACCGCCGGCUUGCGAGGCGCGCCUGCUCAAUGGCGACCUCUGGCGGCGUUUCCACGACAUCGGCACUGAAAUGAUCAUUACUAAGGGAGGAAGGCGCAUGUUCCCAUCUCUCCGCAUCUCGCUGGCUGGGCUGGACCCUCGCGAGGAGUACUGCGUGCUGCUAGAACUGUCCCUCGUUGGACGGCGGCGCUGGCGCUGGGCGGGCGGGGCUUGGGCAGCCGCUGGUGGCGCUGAGCCUCAAUCCCCUAGGCGGCUCAUGCUACACCCUGACUCCCCAGCUCCCGGACAUCACUGGACUGCCAACCCAGUGUCCUUCAGCAAAUUAAAACUUACUAAUAAUACUAUGGACGCACAAGGACAUAUGGUAUUGACCUCGAUGCACAAGUACCGCCCGCGGGUACUGGUGGUGCGCGCGCGUGAUGCUGCUGCACUCGCUUGGGGAGCACCCCACGCCUCAUUCUCAUUCCCUGAGACGGAGUUCAUUGCUGUCACCGCUUAUCAGAAUGACCGCAUAACAAAAUUGAAAAUAGAUAACAACCCGUUCGCUAAGGGCUUCAGAGCGUGUGGCCAGUCUAAAUGCAAGAGAAAGAAUCCAGACUCUGGCAGCGAAGGUAACCCAGAGCCGAGCACGGAGCCCACUGAUGCCAAGAGACCUUGUUCUGAUGCCGCGUCCUCUUGCUCUGAGGAGGGCAGCUUACGCUCCUCAUCGCCGAGGUCGCCGCCUUUAGUAGAAUCCCCUGCUCCGCUCGUCACACCUCCAGAAAAUAUUACUCCACCACCAGCCGCGUUCUACCCUCCAGAGUUACCGUACCUAGGACCGCUACAUAUGCCGAUGCCCUUAGGUCUCUGGCCUAGCAGUCCUUUGGCUAGCGGUUUCUCGUGGGGCCCCGCACUGCCGCCGCCCCUACCGGCGGCGCCUUCACCCCCUGCCGCGCCGGCGCCCUGCAGACGGGUAAAAAGCUUCACGAUUAGCGCUCUACUCGGAGAAGGAUGAUUUCAUAUUUACACAUUUCUACUGGACAAUAAAUGACUAAGAAGUUUAAGUAUCUACAAAAAUUUUGUUUGUUCCUUCGCGAACGGUACAUCUUGUACUUAUGUAACUUUGCGCCUUGUAACCAUAUGAUAAGGUACUUAAAUUAAAAUUGUAUAAAGACGUUAACGCGACAGGGAUAUUCGCAAUACCUACUUACCAUAUAAAUUAAUGUAAAUAUUUUAUAGAAACAUAGUUUUAUUUUAAUGUUUAUUGAAUAAAAUUUAUAUGCCUACCUCGUUAUGAUAAGUAGUUAAUGUUAAUUAUUGUAUUGUGAUAGCAGUGCCUUAAGUUUGUAUAAAUGUAUGUUAAAUAUUAAAGUAAUUUAAUUAAGUAGUCAAUAUUAUCCUAAUAUAGGUAGUCAAUGGAACCUUUAUUACCUUAUUGGUACUUGGUAGUUGGACCUUAGGGAGGUAGGGUGAAUGGACCGCGGGUAUGGAACUAACUCACUUCAAUAAAAGUGCAGUAAUGACGUUACGUACAAAAUGUCUGGGUUCGUACCUAUGUAUGUCAUGUAAUGUGCGUGCAAUCGUGCAUGUGCACUUGUGCAGGCAAUAAAGUUUAAACCUAUGUAAAUCUACUUAAUCUAGUGUUUGUAAACUUAUUAUUUUAGACUUGUUACUUAAUUUUAUGUGAAUUCUCUCCUACUUAUAUUGUUCUUAAAGUGCUAUACUGUGAGGCUUGCCUUCAGUUUAUAUUCUUUUGGGUUGGCGAAACAAAUGUCGGUUGAAGAUUUCGCAUCCAUGACUUAUGCCUUAUGUAUCUGUCACUUAUGUAAACUAUUGUAAAUAUUGUAAAUAAUAUCAGUCACCGAUUAAGCAAUUACAAUAUAUUUUUUAUAUUUGACUUAA
Spodoptera litura is the source of this 2184-nucleotide messenger RNA. RefSeq names its product Dorsocross1 (gene Doc1). Gene Ontology annotation, molecular function: DNA-binding transcription factor activity, RNA polymerase II-specific; RNA polymerase II cis-regulatory region sequence-specific DNA binding. Gene Ontology annotation, biological process: regulation of transcription by RNA polymerase II; cell fate specification; positive regulation of DNA-templated transcription. The record is from RefSeq and is a predicted model, not a curated record. Gene Ontology annotation, cellular component: nucleus; chromatin. NCBI's taxonomy places the organism in Eukaryota, Metazoa, Arthropoda, Insecta, Lepidoptera, Noctuidae.